Messenger RNA from Aspergillus eucalypticola CBS 122712, 792 nucleotides. RefSeq lists its product as uncharacterized. The record is from RefSeq and is a predicted model, not a curated record. Bases 1 to 792 code for a protein of 263 amino acids. Lineage: Eukaryota; Fungi; Ascomycota; Eurotiomycetes; Eurotiales; Aspergillaceae. The transcript has 6 exons.
AUGGGGACCUAUGGUCGAGUAAUUCGCGAAGAGUGGUGUGGUAGGCAGACAGUCAGACAAAGAGGAAUAAAGCAGAAGCAGUCUGGGAGCGAGACUAUUAAAAAAGGAGAGGAGAAACUAAAAAAAAUUUCCCUCCGGGGAAGGAGUUAUAUAGUUGGACGCAGACGAGGCGGGCCCAGCGAGUUACCGGGGGAAGAGUCAGGACAGCCCCCCUUCGUGACGGCAGGCAGACUCAUGAUUGCACCAUGGCCACUGCGUGGUUUCCAUUUCCAGGCACCGCGCCAGGGUCACGCUUGGCUGGGGUGGAGCUGCCCAGAAAAUUUCAUCCCCAAUAACUCGUUACUAGUAGUGACUUGGUUGAACCUUCCCUCUUUCUGCAUUCUGCGGUUAUGCGCGCGCUACUCCAUCAUCACCGCUGCUUUCAGCCCUGCAAAUUUUCACCCCCCAAUCAUUGUCUGCCCGCCUCCUGUUCAACAGUAUCAUUGGGCUGGCUCUGGUGGUUUCCUGGGGGUAAUGGAAAUUGCUGAGUCGGUCACGCGUCAUCGGCCAACACAUUGCGUGCGGCCUGUUCUGAUUCUAGUUGGGUCGAUCCUGUUGAAUGAGGGGGAAGACUCUCGCAAUUUCGCCAUCAAUAAUAGCAAUAAUUCGGUGUAUCCAAGGGGCUAUGGUAUGCUUGGGCCCGGGGCUGAGUUGAUGCUGCUUCCUUGGUCUUGGAUGUACGAAGUAAUACACAGCCCGUCUACUCUGUAUAGCAAGCCCUCGUGGCUUCACCGUCAGCCGGUCAACCGGUAA